AUAACAAUAAGCCAAUAUUCAAUAUGUUAUUCAGAUUAAGUAACUUUGCACGAAAAAGACCAUUGCUCUUGAAUUCUAUAACAUAUGGCUUUUUUUAUACAUGCGCUGAAUUUGCACAACAAAGUUAUAAUAAAAAAUUCCAGAUUAUUCAACCUGUAUCCACAUAUGGAGUAGAACUACAGAAUAUCGAUAGACCAAUACUUUUGUGGUUACAAAAGUGCAAUAAUUUUUUAGGUUUAUUAGAUCAUGAAUCUUCCAUGUCCAUACAACAAUAUAAUUGGCCACGUCUUAAAAGAUAUGCUAUUUAUGGUUUUUUUUUAGCAGGACCAUUGUUGCAUGGAUGGUACAAGUGGUUAGAUACAUUUUACAAAGGCAAAUCUAUAAAAUUGGUUCUAACUAAGUUAUUUCUUGAUCAAUUUAUAUUAACACCACCACUGAUCUGUCUAUUCUUUAUCAGUAUGAGUUUGAUGGAAAGUAAAUCUGAUAUUUUUGAAGAAUGUAAAACAAAGUUUCUUAAAACUUUUCAGACAUCAUGCCUAUUUUGGAUACCUGUACAAUUUUUCAAUUUUGUAUUAAUUCCUCCUACUCUACGUAUCACAUAUGUUAGUAUUGCAGCAUUAUGUUGGGUGAAUAUUCUUUGCUAUAUAAAAAACGUGCCUUUAGUUAAAUUUAAUGAUAAAAAUUAACAUAAAAAUACAUUACUUCCUUUCUCUCUCUCUCUGUGAAGUUAUUGCUAUUAUUAAAAAUAUUACAAUAUUUUUA
Messenger RNA from Vespula vulgaris, 762 nucleotides. Its product is annotated as PXMP2/4 family protein 4. The transcript has 5 exons. NCBI's taxonomy places the organism in Eukaryota, Metazoa, Arthropoda, Insecta, Hymenoptera, Vespidae. Gene Ontology annotation, cellular component: membrane; cytoplasm. Bases 24 to 686 code for a protein of 220 amino acids. The record is from RefSeq and is a predicted model, not a curated record.